Molecule: messenger RNA, 3776 nt
Organism: Scophthalmus maximus (turbot)
Lineage: Eukaryota; Metazoa; Chordata; Actinopteri; Pleuronectiformes; Scophthalmidae
Product: potassium voltage-gated channel subfamily V member 2
Exons: 4
Coding region: 248-1864 (538 amino acids)
Biological process (GO): protein homooligomerization; potassium ion transmembrane transport
Cellular component (GO): membrane; voltage-gated potassium channel complex
Molecular function (GO): delayed rectifier potassium channel activity
Source: RefSeq, a predicted model, not a curated record
AACAGCAAUAGGAUUAGAGAAUCAGUGAAGAGGCUGAAUCCCUAACCCAUGCAGUUGAUCUUCUAGCAUGCUGAGAGACGAGCACAGGAGCUCUUACUUUGUCUUUGUUUCAACCUGAAAGCUGAAUUUCUUUUAAAGGACAUCUUCGAGCUUAAAUGGAGAUCUUGUGGAAUAUUUCUGCUGUUGUUUUUCUCUGACUUGACUAACAGAACUUUUCUCUUGGUUCAUCUUGUAAGAAGCUGUCACAAUGGACAAUAUAAAGCCCAAGGUAAAAGUGCUGAAAAAGCGCCGUUCCAGUCUUUUUGCGACCAUAAAACGGGAUAUGAGUUUCUCACAAAGCAUUGAAGAACAGGGGUGUGAAUUCCCCUUUUCACAGGACAGCUCGGUGAAACCAUGGACUUCUAUGGAUAACCUUGAUGCUCCUGAUGAGAAAAAGGAAGCAGUUAAAGAAGAGAGGAAAGAGAAACCCAACCGAAGACUACCAAACAUCGUCAACCUCAAUGUGGGUGGAAGGGUGUUUCAUAUCCCGAAACAUUUGGUCCUCCGACACCCUAAAACCAGGAUUGGUGUCCUUGCCCUUUGUGACGAUCCAGUCAAGCGUCUGACGCUCUGUGACGAUUACAAUGUCCAGAUCAACGAGUUCUUUUUUGACCGAGACCCCACGUUUUUCCACUAUAUUUUCCGCUUUUACUGCAGUAACGUCUUGUGGGUGAUGGAUAGUCUUUGCCCUGUCAACUUUGAGGAAGAGUUGUCAUUUUGGGGGCUGAAACUGAAGGACACUCCAAGGUGCUGCCGUAUUUUGUUUGAGGAGAAAGUGGAUGACAUCCGAGACCAACUGAAGGUCAACAAGGAGCUAAUUGAUGAAAUUAAACCACACCAGGAUGAUGAGGGAUACAAGGCCAUGUUUCUCGGAGGCUUCCGGAAGGCCCUCUGGGACUUGAUGGAGAAUCCCUACUCCUCACUUUCCGCCAAAGCCUUUGCUGUGUUCUCCAGUCUUUUUGUGCUUAUCUCUAUUGUUGCCAUGACAAUGAAUACAGUGAAAGAACUCAGGGAGUACAAACUCGCCGGCAGAACCUACAUGGAGUGGGUGGAGAUCAGUUCCAUCCUUUUCUUCACCUCUGAGUACUUUUUGAGAUUAUUCACCACAUCCAACAUCAAACAUUUUGUGAAGAGCGCCCUCAACUUCGUUGACGUGGUGGCCGUUAUGCCCUACUUCAUCCAGAUCCUUUUCGAGGCAUUUGUUAUAGAUGCAGAGGACAUGAGUGCUCAGGAAGAUUUGAAGACCAUGGCAAGGGUCAGUAAAAUCAGCAAGGUGCUCAAGGUGGUCAAGCUGAUGCGUAUCUUCCGUAUCCUGAAGCUUGCCCGUCAUUCCACUGGCAUGAGGGCAUUUGGUUUCACUAUCCGCCAGUGCUCCGAGCAGGUAUGCUGUCUGUUUCUUUUCAUUGCCAUGGGCAUCUUCACCUUCUCCGCUCUGAUGCACUCUGUGGAGGUGGAUCAGCCUGGUACACCAUUCAGCAGCAUACCAGAUGCCUGGUGGUGGGCUGCGGUGAGCAUCUCUACUGUGGGCUACGGAGAUGUCGUUCCUAUCUCCUAUCUUGGCCGCUGUGUGGCGUUUGGCUGCAUCUCGUUUGGCAUCAUCCUCAAUGGCAUGCCCAUCUCCAUUCUCUUCAACAAGUUCUCUGACUACUACGCCAAACUGAAGGAGCAGGAGUACACAUAUUCGAACACCGAACGCUCCUUCCAGCUCAAGAAACGCCUGAGGCGCAAGUUCGACAAGUGCUUCGAACCCCAGCCAGAUGAAUCCGAGGAUGAGGUACACUAUCGGCCCAAUGGGAGGCAAGCUGUCCACGGGAGCGAGGACUGAGAGAAGCUGCAGUGUUGGACACUCGCUAACCCUAAAUGGCCUUAUCACCCAUGGGUCAAGAAAGUGUAAGACCCCAUCUGCCUCCAACUACGAGUCUAUGUGAUUUAAGAUAAACAGUCUAAGCUGGGUAAAUGGAGGCAACAGCAAGUUGAGAUAAGCUUUAAGCCUAGGCUUUACAGUAGUUGCUGUUUGCACGCAAUGGGUGAUGACUCUGUCAAAUGCUGUUUCCAAGAAUAAAAAGUGGCUGCAACUUAUUCUGAGCUUACAGAAAUAGAUGUUUGACACAAGGAGGUCAAGUAGCAACAUUAUUAAUGUUUGAAGGGGAGGGAUGCUUGUGAAAAAUUAUUUUCAUUGGGAGUGCUAUCAAUGAACUGUUUUGGACAACCAUGUGUCCUCUUACAUUUUAAUCUACAUUCCUGAUACACAACACACACCAUACGUUUGAUUUCAGUUUUCUGUGGGAUUUGGGCUGUAGUCACUGUCUUCCACUUUUUAAAAAUGAAAUACGAAUGGGGGUCAAAAUCAUGAGUGUAAUUUUGUUGUGAAGGUCAAUUAUGUUUAGUGCUAUUUUGGUCAGACUGAGAAUCUGAUCAGGGCAAUCAAUGAGGUGCUCACAAGCCCAUUUCAUUCAUGACAGAGGUUAGUUUGUUUCUGAUAUAGGUCUCUCAAGCUGGAAAAUUAUGAUACGAGACAAUGAUGCUUAUCAUUGUCAUCCAGUGUUUGGCACAAACCCCAGCAGGGAGUGAGAGCUGAGCUGCAUGUUCUUACACCACAGAUGUCAGGAUCCAGCUUGGCCCAUACCUCCAGUAGAACGGUCCCUGCACUGUGCUGCUGGCGGUGUUUUGCUCAUUAGACCACUUCCUGUCCUGGACAGCAGUUCUUCAAAGACCAGAGGUACAGUAGGCAAAUAUAUUAUCUCAUCCAAAACAUAUUUUUUGUGUUGUGUUGGCUACUCAAUGCCAUGCACAAAGACGGCAGGUUUUGUAGUAGUUUUGCUGGGUGCAUUGGUUUUUAAAGAAGCCCCUACCGCAUCCACUGAUUCACAUACUCUUUCAAACUGUGCUGUGGUCGUGUUGUGCCUCUGGUCAUGAAAUUACCCGUUGCACCUGCAUUCUGUAGCAAAUACCGUGCCAUGACAGCAAAUACAUGACUACGUGCUCAAAUACAGGCUGGUAAAAUAACAUAAUCCUCUCCUCAAACCCAUUCUCACAUAUAGUAUCUGCUGUAAACAGGAACACAGGUUUUCAAUAUGUCUUCCACCCGUAUUAAACAUAAUUAGAGACAGUUAUGUAUGUUCCAUUCAUUAUUAUCAGUAUAACAAUACAAAUGCUUCCUUGUUUUCCUUUCAGUUUUCUGCAGGUACACAAAAAUAGUUGUUGACGUAUUAGAUUUUGUCCACUAGUUACAGAUGUGUCCAAGUUUUUAUAUUCUCUUUGGACAGUAGCCUAAGGGCGUCACUGUAUGGGUGAAAUCUAUCAAUUUUACACAUCUUCAUGAGCGAUUGUAACUAAGGCGAUAAAAGCUGCAAUGAUUGAAAAGUGCAAACAAAAGGAGUCAACGGAAGGACAUUUUAUGAUAUGUAUUUAUUUAUACAGUCAAUUCUUGUUAUUUAAUUCAUGUCACUUCUUUUUCUGAGUUUAUAAAACUUUGCAGAACACCGCAAAAUGUUCAUAAUUUUUUUAUUGUGCAUAAAAACAAACCAAAAAAAAGUACAAAUGUGACAAAGGCUGGAAACCAUGUUGAACACAGAUUUUAUUAUGUACUAAAAUAUAUACUUCUCAAUCCCAGCUAAAGUGAAAAAAAAAGAUUUCCUGCUGAAUAACAAAAGCCCCUUCCUUAUAACACACUUGUAUUAUUAUUCCUCUGUAAAUACAUAAAGGUAUAUAAACAGACGCUUGUCUCAUUCUACUGA